Ornithodoros turicata is the source of this 4274-nucleotide messenger RNA. RefSeq names its product WD repeat-containing protein 11-like. NCBI's taxonomy places the organism in Eukaryota, Metazoa, Arthropoda, Arachnida, Ixodida, Argasidae. Gene Ontology annotation, molecular function: protein binding. Gene Ontology annotation, cellular component: cytoplasm. The record is from RefSeq and is a predicted model, not a curated record. The coding region runs from base 111 to 3821 and encodes 1236 amino acids. The transcript has 26 exons.
UUGCUCAAGGCAGGGUAGCAGCAGUGGCAGGGUGUGUAGCGGUUGGUCGGCUGUGUGUAAACAUGUGUAGAAUGAAGUGAUCAGCCUUUCCCUUGGUUUUUUAAGGCAUUAUGUCUUUAACUGGGCGAUCACACCCAGAUAAACGCAAUGAAGAGCCCUCUUCUACACCCAUAAUUAAGAAGGUGUCGUCUAGAAUCUUGCCGGGAGCUCUAAGCACAGCAAAUAAAGAUGCUGUUGAGUGGGGAUUCCAGUCUUUAUUAGCGUAUGGGUGUCACAACCAUGUUAUUAUUGUGGACACGAAAUUCAUGAAGGUGUUCCAGACGCUGUCGGGACACAAGCAUGAUGUUUCAAAAGUGCGGUGGGCCCGUGAAAUGUAUUACCACGACCUGGUAAACCCACACAGCCUGAAGUUAGCAACAGCAGACACAGCAGGGACUAUCCUGGUGUGGAACGUAUCACAGGCUACAGUGCGAAGUACUCUGAAUGAUACUGAGCGACCAGUAUUAGAACUAUGCUGGCUAACUGGUAGUGAUUCUAGUCACCAUCUGCUUGUGGUCCUUUAUUCUGCGGGUACUUUUGUGCUGUGGAACGCAGAUAAUGGAACAAAAAUAUGGAAGAAAGUCUAUACAGAAACACUGCUGUCAUUCUGCAUUGACCCAUUUUGCGAGAGCAAUAUAUCUUUUCUUGCACCUGACUGCAUUUUCUUUGUAAGCGACUUCAGCUCAUCUCAAGCUCCAGCUGGUAAUGGUAAAAAGUUGUACAUAUCAAAUCAGCCAUCCAGCAGCGGAAGCCAGCUGUCAUUAAACUCGCCAAAUACACCCACUGCUGAUGAAAAAUCGAAGCCCAAGAGUAGACUACUGAGCGGCAUGAAGCUUCUCAUCAAAGCAGACUCUAAGAGCAGUGGGGAUGAAGUGCUUGCUUUGAACGACUGUCUGCAACUCUCGUACCACCGGAGCUUCAGGCAUCACCUGUUACUGCUCUAUUCCAAAGAGAUUCUCAUCUUAGACAUGGAAAUUCACCAGACAGUUGGCAUUGUUGCGCUCGAGCGAAAUGGAUCACCUUUCUUGUGGUGCAACACCUGCUGGCAGCGUGAUGUUCUCAUGUGCCUCCAUGAGUCUGGCUCGGUGAGCGUACGCGUUCGGCAUCGGGACCAAAGUGUGCCAUUCUCUGUAGACGGGGACAACACCGAGUUGUUCUAUGAAGUUAGCUACGAUGUUCGUUGUAUCUCCGAGAGCUUACGGCCCACGAGACAUUCCAGAGUUUUUGGAAUGGCUGUCUGUCAGAAAACUGAGCGCAAGGUGGCUCUGCUUAUUAGCGAUGGCCGCGUAGUCUUUCUUGAACUCUCUUUGACAGCACAGAAACCUCAGGGUCCAGGUGUAGCAGCCUCUCCAAUAAUGACACCGGGAUUGAAUGCAGGGUUUUUUGGUGAUUUUUCUCUGAACGCUGAAACGUUGCCAAAGGGAGAUACAAGAAAGAGAAGCACACUAGCAGACAUGAUCGGUCCUGUAUUGUAUAGUGGGGGCAAGGGAAGAGGAACUUGCCUUAAGUUUUGUACUGUGGGACUACUGACAGCACUCUCGCCAGGACCGCACUUGACUCGCAUGUGCCCGCCAGUGACCAUCGGAAACUGGACAUCGUAUCGGCCCCUUCUAGCAGUAGGGAACACGUUUGGUGGUGUGCAGCUGUUUGACCUGUCCACCGGUGUAAUGGAAAAAGAGCUGAACCUACAUGCCACUCCUGUGAGGGGCAUAGAAUGGGUCAGCCUGACUUCCUUUCUGACCUUUGCGUAUGCAAACCUUGUAAGUGUUGGAGGAAAAGUGAAAAAUGAUAUACUUUUCACCGAUGUAACGUCCGGAAGAAUCCAAUCUUUUCGUACCGACAACAAUGAGGAGUCUCCAAUUUCCUUUCUAAAGGUAUCCUACUUAAAGCAGUAUCUCGCAAUCAUGUUCAAAGAUCAGCCAUUCGAGCUAUGGGAUCUUAAGAGCUUUACCCUGUUGCGGACAAUGCCGAAAAAUUUUCCAUCUGUCACAGCUAUUGAAUGGUCACCUCUGGUAACUAGCAAGAGGCAUGCGUACUCACAGGACAAGAACAAAAAGAAGGACCUGGAGCCCAUCUUUACAGAUACGACUCCCCUGGGAGAGAACCUUGAGGACCUGUUAAACAACCGUACUGCGACCCUUCUGCGUGAAUAUCUGGUGUUCACGGACACAGAUGGACAACUGUACUACUUCACCGUCGAAGGUAGCGUCGUCAGAGACUGCACACAUAUACCACCAGAGGCUGGGAUGGCAAGCAUAACAAGCAUUGCCUGGAAAGGAGAUCACAUUGUCCUUGGAGAUGCUGAUGGAAACCUGACACUUUGGGACCUCAAAGGAAAAAUGCUCAAAACUAUACCAACGCAGCGUGGCUGGAUUAAGCGAACAAAAUUUGGCCCUGGAAAGGGCAACAUGAAAAUCCUUGUGCUGUUUGCAGACAGCCUCGACGUUUGGGACGUAAAAGACGCAACCCCAUAUGCACAAGUAAAAGCUCCACAAGACAUUCCAAAAGUUCACGACGCUGACUGGGCCAAAUCAGAUAAGCUGGUCAUUUCCACAUCUGAUGGGUGUGUUAGGAUUAUGGACAUGGAGCUGAAGGCCUGUUCCUCAUCCCUGGUUCAGCUCCAGGAAGGCUGUGCUCCCUUCAUUCCUAACAUGCUCUCCCCAAAGGCGACUUUAAACUUGAAAUCCCUCCUGCAACACACAAGCAAUGCUGAUGUGGCUACGUUAACCACCAAAGCUAAGGGACUCUUUUCUCCUGAUGAGUCUUGCCUCGUGGAAGCUAUUUUGGACCCUUCCAAUGAAAGCAGUCUGGAAUGCAUCAGUGCAGUUCACUAUGGUGUAGCAGAACGCAGUCUCCACAUAGCUAGGAUGUUUGCUGACGAAGAAGGGUUUCGAUUUUGGAACAUUGCUCUUCAUUAUUUAAGCUUCACCAAACAGAAGCUUUGCAGAAAGAUGGCAAACGAAGCGGAAGAGUUGCAGGACUACAAUUGUUGCAUGUUUCAGCUAGAUACAAACUACGAUUUGUUCUGCAACAAUGCUGCAUAUAAGACACUGCAGUUGGAGAGGACAUUGCUUCAUGAGAGCAAGCGCUCAAGUCAUAGCCACACAGAAAGGUGUGCAAAUACGUUCCUGUUACUCGGCCAGCCUGACCGUGCUGUACAACUCCUCCUCGAGACAGAAACUGAGAAUGAACACUUUUACACGGACUCACUGAGGGCUUGCCUUAUUGCAUCACUGAAAACUGAGAGCAAGGCACAGUCAGUAGUAAAACUUGUUGCCACAAAUCUGAUAGCUAGCGGCCGAAUAUCAGAAGGUGUCCAGCUGCUCUGCCUUAUUGGAAAAGGGCUUGACGCUUGCCGCUAUCUCCAGUUAGCAGGACAAUGGGAACGCUCAAUUUGGCUUGCAAAGUCAACAUUAUCAUAUGAAGAAUCACAAGAAGUUAUCCGAAAGUGGGCAGACUAUCUCGCAUUGCCACAUGUAAAUCAAAAGACAAAGGCAGCUCUUGCACUGUUGACAAUUGAACAUUAUACAAAGUGCCUUGAGCUACUGCAUUCGUCACGCAUGGUUGAGAGGGCAGCACAUUUGCUCGAGGCAUGCCUUGAGUUCGGAGUAGUAGAUGCUGACAACAGCAACGAUUUGUUUUCGAAAAUAUGGCUCAAUUAUGCCAGGUAUUUGCACUCCAUUGGCAACAGACCUCAAGCUCUCCACUACUGUGAGCUAGCAGGGGACUCUGCAAACGAUUUAAGAAGGGAAAUAGAAAUGCUCCAAGAAGAUGUGUCAUAAUUUGUAAGAAAAAGAAAGAGUUUGUUCCCUACAGCCCAUGGGUAAUAAUAAGAGAUACUUUCCGCGUCAGACUGUUUAACAGAAUAGUAUCUGCUUUACCUAUUCAUAAAUUUAAAACUAUAUUAAGAUAUUUUUGAACACUUCGAAGCUUCCAAACACUGUAAAAAAUAUGUACAAUUAUACAUACAGGGUUCAUUUUUGCCCAAAGUGUAGUAAUGUUGUGGGUUUCUGCACUGUAACAGGUGCAGAAACGAACAGGAGUUGUAAACACUCUUGCCAUUUACACAUUGGCCUAUUUGGUCAUAGUUUGUAAAAGCAGCCUGUUUUAUCCAGUGAUACUUCUUAUUACAAUGUGUCUAAACACAUUCCAUGUGUUUAUUGGUUUGUAGUGAUAACGUAGUGGUGAUUUCUGAAUGAUGUAUUUUGCAGAAAAUAAAUCUAAACAACAGAGCA